Molecule: messenger RNA, 3408 nt
Organism: Drosophila nasuta
Lineage: Eukaryota; Metazoa; Arthropoda; Insecta; Diptera; Drosophilidae
Gene: pyx
Product: transient receptor potential channel pyrexia
Exons: 8
Coding region: 496-3408 (970 amino acids)
Biological process (GO): monoatomic ion transmembrane transport
Cellular component (GO): membrane; transmembrane transporter complex
Molecular function (GO): protein binding; monoatomic ion channel activity
Source: RefSeq, a predicted model, not a curated record
UAGCACCUCGUCGGGUGCGGAACGCGAUUAACGGUAGAAACAGUUAAGAGCAAACGAAACAAGUGUGGGCGACGCAGCAGACGGGGGAAGGUGUAAUAAUUUGCACGUACAGCACGCGAGAGGCGGUUUGGAAAACAAUUCAAUAUUUUGGAGAUUUGGAAAUAAACAAAAAUCUCAACGCAGCCACAGGCAGUAGCUAUUGAGAAGUGCUACAAUUUCCGAAAACGCAAAGAAUAAUAUUGUGGCAACCAUUUGGUCGACAAAAGGGAGUGAGAGGAUUGGAGUGGGAGGCGGCGACUGAUCAACAUCUGUCGAUGACGACAGGCUGAUCAAAAGAUUGAUUGCAGGCCCAAUUAAUACAUAUGUACAAUCAGAAAGUGUGCCGCAAAAGAAAAGCGUUCAUGCAAAUUCUGUAGUUUUUGUAGGCCAGCCACAAACUGUAAACACAUCAACAAUACCAAACGAAAGAAUAACAACAACAACAUCAAGUGGAGAAUGGAGAAUGUGCGCUUUUCCAUCAUCGAAAACGAUUUGAAAUGGAACUCGGAGAGCGAAGGGGCGGCCGACAUGGACCUGCUGUUUGAUAAGCGCAGCAUCUCUAGCGAGGCCAACAGCGAUGCCGUUUUCAGCAAUGAGGCGCACGAGAUAUUCGCCAGGCAACAACAAAACCAGGUGCUGUGGCAGCCGCAAGAGAUUGACGAGUCGCUAUCGCUGCUGCCCAAUGGCGUCCCCAUACUGGAAAUGGUCAAAUCGGCCUGUUUCAUGGAAUUGUUGAUUGAGCCGAGCGAUUGCAACUUGGCGCUAAUUUGCAGCGCCCUCUAUGGUUCGGUGGAAAACGUCAUAUAUCUCCUCACACACUACAAUGCGGAUCCAAAUGCUGCCGACAAUCGAGGACGCACUCCACUGCACUUUGCCUGCUGUCGCGCCAAUGCGCCCAUUGCCAAGGUGCUGCUUGAUCGUGGCUCCGAUCCGAAUCGCUGGGAUGCCAAGAAGGAAGUGACGCCACUGCACUGCGCUGCAAGCUCGAAGAGCGUGGAAUGCAUUCUGUUGCUGCUGCGUCGCAAGGCGAACAUCAACAUUGGCAUUGAGCGGCGAUCUGCUUUGCAUUAUGCCAUCGAUGGCAAUGCCGUCGACUGCGUGGAAAUUCUUUUGAAGUACGGCGCCGAUCCGAAUACCCCACAAGUGUACACGGAGACGCCGCUGCACACCGCUUCUGCAUCGGGAUUCACCAAGUGCGUGGAGCUGCUGCUGAAUCACAACGCUGAUGUGCGAUCCCAAUUCGGGGAAGGCAAAGUGACGGCGCUACAUUUGGCGGCUGAAAAUGAUUAUGCCGAGUGUGUGAGAUUGCUUUUGGAGCACCGUGCGGAUGUCAACUGCCGGAAUGCGAGCCAACAGACGCCACUGCAUCUCGCCUGUCUCUCGCAGUCGAUUGGCACCGUGGAAAUUCUGCUGAAAUACGGCGCCAAUGUGAAUGCCGUCUAUCGUGAUGGACGCACCGCUCUCCACGCUGCCAUCGUGAAGCAGUCACGUUGUCUCGACUGUUGCAAUGCGCUGCUUAAAGCGGGCGCCGAUGUUAACAAGGCGGAUGAUUACGGAUACACGCCACUGCACAUAGCUGCACUUAACGAAUUCAGCAGCUGUGUUUACACCUUUAUUGAGCACGGCGCUGAUAUCACGGCUCGCACAGACGGACACACUUCAGCUUUAACGUUUAUAGUCCGUCGCUGUCCAGAAGUUAUACCAAAGCUCAUGCAAAAGUUGGACAACUCAAUCAAGGCGAACGAUCAUGAAAUUGGCGACGUUGAUUGUCAGAUUAAACUAGAUUUUCGCCUGCUGGUGCCCAGCUCGUCCAUGGAUAAAGGUGAAACGGAGCUGAUGCUGACGCUCAUUGAAGUUGGCCAGAAGCGCAUUCUGAUGCAUCCGCUGUGCGAGACAUUUCUGUUCCUCAAGUGGCGACGCAUACGCAAAUUCUUUCUGCUGAGUUUGGCCUAUCACACUUGCUUUGUGCUCCUCUUCACUUUCUAUGUGAUCGGUGUCUAUACGCGCAGUUGCAAGGAGAGCGAACAAUCGUGUCAGGCACCUGGCUACGUCUCCAGUGUGGGCUACUUUGUCAUAGUGCUCAAUCUGCUGCUGCUCGGGAAAGAGGUCUUUCAAAUGGCACAUGGACUGCAUGGCUAUGCCAAGUACUGGGAGAACUGGCUACAGUGGACCAUUGUCUUUGGAGUCAUGUUGUGUGUGACGCCGGAGAUACUGUGGACAGGCGAUCUGCUGACAGUUCCCAAGUGGCAGCAUCAUGUGGCUGCCGUUGUCAUUCUACUCGUCUGGCUGGAGCUGAUGAUGCUCGUGGGUCGUUUUCCCAUCUUUGGCGUCUACGUGCAAAUGUUUACCAAAGUUGCUGUCAACUUUGCUAAAUUCCUGCUCGCCUACAUCUGUCUGCUGAUUGCCUUUGGCCUGAGCUUCGCUGUGCUGUUCAAUGAUUAUCCGGCCUUUGAGAAUAUUACGUGGUGUUUCCUCAAAUCGUUCACCAUGAUGUCGGGUGAACUGGAGUUUGAGGAUAUCUUUUAUGGCGACUAUGCGGUCAAAUAUCCAGUGACUGCACACAUCAUAUUUCUCUCCUUUGUGCUGUUGGUGACGGUGAUUUUAACCAAUCUGAUGUUGGGUCUGGCUGUCAGCGACAUUCAAGGACUGCAAGUCUCGGCCACGUUGGAUCGUCUGGUGCGUCAGGCGGAGUUGGUGUCGCGUCUCGAAAGUUUCUUCUUCUCGCGACUGCUGCGAAAUGCUCCGCUCGUGCAUUACUGUAAAAGAAAAGCUUUGCUGCGCACUUCACGCGACAAACUGCAGUUCACGGUGCGUCCCAAUGAUCCUCGAGAUCGUUCUCAGCUGCCCGAGGACAUUAAGCUGAAUAUCUAUAAACUGGUGGCCGAGCGACGAGAUCGCAAUAUGAGCAUCCGAAGACGACAGUUCGAGACAAACUAUCACAUGUUUAGUCGCAGUUUGCAGCGACAAAAGGAUAACUCCGAGUCCGCGCAGAUGCAACAACAGCAGCAACAGUUGCUGGGACAACAGACGCCACAAGAUGCCAAGUAUGCCACCCAAACGCAAUUCUUUCAAAUGAACGAGUUGCUGCGUCCACGCUCGGCUACGAAUGUGCCACAACAGCUGCGACAGGAGCAGGAAACCAUUGUGAAGCUGAAGAAUCAGGCCAACGAUUGGCGUGCCGAGGUGCAAACGCUCAAGGAGCAAUUGACACAGUUGAGCACAAAGUUCGAUCGAUUUGCUGAGAAUGCAAUGCGCAAGCUCAACUACAGCGCCGAUGAAUUGUGCCGCAUGAAGCAGCAACAACAGCAGACAACGCCCUCGUCAACAGCGGAGACACUGCGUCAUCAUCAGCGGCAUCAUCAUCGUUAA